This is a messenger RNA of Blastomyces gilchristii SLH14081, 2702 nucleotides long. RefSeq lists its product as uncharacterized. NCBI's taxonomy places the organism in Eukaryota, Fungi, Ascomycota, Eurotiomycetes, Onygenales, Ajellomycetaceae. The record is from RefSeq and is a predicted model, not a curated record. Bases 61 to 2415 code for a protein of 784 amino acids. The transcript has a single exon.
CAUUUGCCCAGUGUGUCGUCGCUGGUCGCUUUUCUGUAAAACUGACCACAGGUUCUAAAAAUGGCGAGCCUUACUCAAUUCGAUUGUGAUAUUGUUGUAAAGCACCCAUUGAAAACCUCUCUGGAUUAUCUACGAGAUAUUCUUGAAGACGCAGAGCAUUCUUACCGGCCGCACCUAAACUCCCAUGAUGGUGCCGUCGAUACUCCAUCCUCAGUUUGUCAAGAGGCAAUAUCGGACCUUCUCGGCGCUUUGAUGACGCAAAAGUCGGCUUUCAAUCUUUCCUCUCGAUUAGGCAAUCGCGAUCUAGCUUCAGACAUCUCUAAUCUCUUCAGACAUGCUCGACAGGAUGACUUCAGCUAUGAACUCUACCGCGCACUGUCACAACUUGUCAUUCAAAAGGCGCCAGACAUGGACAUCUGGACUGCUGUUAUCAACCUCAUUAUUACUGUUCUGCAUUCCACUCCUCCACCUAGCGCGCCAUUUGAUCGAAAAACCCCAAUUACGUAUAAUAUGAGCAGCCUCGUCAACUCGAGUGAAUAUCGCAAAGACAUCGAUAAUGUGCUGAAAGAGGAUAUAGGACCGAUGUUCAUUGAUAUCCCUGAGUUCUACAAAGCCUUCUUUGGAGAAGUGACGGAUCUUGAGAACAUUGCUGAGACAGUUCUUAAGAACUGCACACAGGGCGAUACCCCGCAAUACCACAAGAAGGAUGGCUGGAAGGAAUGGCCUGAGGAUGCAAAGGAGCAAGAUGUCUUGAAAUGGCUUUCCCAAAUGAUAACUCUGUUCACAGGCUAUGUUGAAGAGUUGUUUCCGACCUUCAACAUUCAACGAAGGUUAUUGGUACAGCCUCAUCAACCUCUAUUAGGCUCCACGGCGAAACGUAAGCUUGAUAUCGGCAUUGUGGAUGGUCCAGCCACUGAUAAAGCUGUUGAGUAUCACUGGCGGCAGAUUCUUGUACCAGGAGAACUGAAGAAUAACCGCGGAUAUGAUAAACCUUCAUUGGCAGGUCUUGAUCUGGGAAGGUAUGCAAGAGAAGUACUUUUGUGUCAGGAGACUCGUCGUUUUGUUCUUGGCUUCACACUCUGCGGAUCUCUUAUGCGGUUAUGGGAAUUCGAUCGAUUAGGUGCGAUUGCAUCCGCGCACUUUGACAUCAAUAAAGAGGGACAGCGAUUUGUUGCCACCGUGCUUGGAUUUCUCUGGAUGAACAAGGAGCAGCUUGGAUAUGAUCCCACCAUUAUCGAUGCCGAAGGCAUUAAGUAUAUUGACAUUGAACGAAAUGGGCAAAAGGAGCGUCUCAUCAUUGACAGAUUGAUGACGCGGGCACAGUGCAUCGCAGGCCGUGCCACAACUUGCUGGAAGGCUCAUCGAGAGAACGAUGAUUCGCAGAUACCUCUUGUGAUCAAAGACUCAUGGCAAUACUCAGAGCGCGAUGAAGAAGGUGAACUGCUGCGUGAGGCAACUGAGAAGAAUGUAGUCAAUGUAGCGAGAUACUAUCAUCAUGAGACAGUUUGCGUGAGUGGCAAAUAUGAUGAUAUUCUUAACACCGUUCGACAUGGCCUGGAUGUUACACAGAUGUUAAACAGUUUGAUGCUGCCUCUGAGUAGAAGUGAGCCCCGCACCUCACUAGAUAGACAAAGUAGCAGUACCACUGGGCGGAAGCGGUCCUCCAGCCGCGCCGACACAUCUCUACCGCCACCAAGAAAACGGAUUCAGUCUAGUUCUCCUGUUAAGGCAACAAGAAUUACAAACCGCGUGCAUCGUCGUGUUAUCGUCCGUGACUACGGGAAGGCAAUCUACAAAGCAAGCUCGAGGGUUGCCCUGCUCGAGACACUGAAGGGCUGCAUUGAAGGAUAUGAGUCUUUACAUAAAAUGGCUGGAAUGCUUCAAUGUGAUAUCUCACCAAACAACCUCAUGAUGAAUGAAGAUGAUGAUAAUCCUUCCUUUCGGUCAUUCCUGAUUGACUUGGACCUUGCAAUCAAGGAGCAACGAGAGGGGUUUUCAGGAGCUCGGGGCAAAACUGGCACACGGGCAUUCAUGUCCAUUGGCGUACUUCUUGGUGAAAAGCAUUCCUUCAUGCAUGAUCUUGAGUCAUUCUUCUGGGUGCUUUUUUGGAUAUGCAUCCACUAUGAUGAGCUAGGGAAGGGGAGGACUGUUCCAUCCUUUGAGAAGUGGAACUAUGUGGACACAGAGGAGUUGGCCAAGUUAAAGAAAGGGGAAAUAGGUGAUGAAAGUGACUUUCUCCGGUCCACAAGAAAGAACUUUACGGAAUAUUAUCAACCAUUGGUUCCUUGGGUCAACAAGCUACGGAGGGAUGUUUUCCCUGGUAAUGGAAGAUGGAAAACCCCCAAUCCAAAUUUGUCUUUUAUGAUGAAACAGGUACUUCAGGAAGCUCAGAUUGACUCAGAGGUGUUGAAGUAAUGUAUUUAAUCUUCUUUUAUUCUCCUUUUGUUUUAAGACCCUCCCCUUCUUCUGAUUUUAUAUAUACCCCUGCCUAAACCCAUGCGUUGGGAUUUGAAUUAGUUUGGAGGCCUUUUUGUAAAGUAGAAUGUAUUUUUUUAUCAGUAGCACGUAUUAAAAUAGUUAUAUAAUAUUCUCCUUCGCAGAGGACUUCGGGAUAAAGGAAAUUGACGAGGCAUAAGUACACUAAAGCUAGAAAACAGGGACAAUCGUAACGGCGUGGCGAGCAUGACUAUAAGCGAGAGCAG